AAAGCUUCAGCAUCAUGGAAAACAAAACUGACAGGAAUAGUUAUUCUGAUAUUUUCCUUAGUAGUACAAUUCUAAACAUUUUUGGGACUGUGAUUGGAGUCAUUGGAAACUCUGCCAUCAUAUUUUUCUACUUCUUUCGGAUUAAGGAGAGAGGCGAGCGAUACUUUAUACCCCUGCUUGGUAUAGUGGAUCUUUUAGGGUGCUUAACCUUCUUUUUUUAUUUCAUCUUUAAUGAUGAAAGCAUUCACCGAAGUAAUGUUUUUUGUAAAGUCUCUUCGUUUCUACAGAUUUGUAUUCCAGGAAUAUCCGCACAUACAAUCCUUGUUAUUUCGGUUCAAAGGUAUUACUUAGUCUGUAAGCCAUUUGGACCGAAAAUGACACGUUUUUGGAAGCGCGUUUUAUUUGGAGUUGUUUGCUUGAUUUCUUUAGUGUAUUCCGCCCCACUGUUGGCUACUGCCGGACUCUUUACAGUAAAUGUUACGUAUAUGAACCACAGUUUGACAAUAGAAGUGUGCAACUUUUCUGACAAACAGUCAAUUUCAAAGAUUAUGUAUCCUUACCUUUUGUUUCUGAUAAUUGCAGUUAAUCUUAUCAUUACAAUUUGUAUGUAUGUUCCCGUCUUGAAGAAGAUUAAAAUCCUAUUCAGUUCCAGAACAGACAAGAGCAGUAAUGUAACAUCUGAGAGAGAAAUGUCAAAUGUAUCAUGUAAAUUGAAUAUGGAAAUCGAUGACACCGAGAUACCAUGCAACUCAAAUAAACAGAAGGGGGCGGCAAUAACAAUUAGAAUACCAAACGUUCAUAAAAAGGGAAUGUUUGAAACAUCUGAUGUAUCUGACGACCAAGCACACACCAUAGAAGUCCAAAAUGACGUUGAAGACAGUAUAAGAAACAAUGUUGCUGAUACUGUGACAGCUAACCAAAAAGCAGCAAAAAACAAUAAGAAGCCAAAGUCUCAAGUUGCAUCAGGACAGGGACGAGUUACGAUAAUGUUUUUUUAUCUCAUUGUGGCUUAUGUGUUGUCGUACACACCACCGCUUAUCAUUUGGAUUCUUUCUUUUACAGUUGAUGACAUUUAUUCAUCAUUAACAAAAACUGAGAGGACUGUUCUAUUCUAUUUAAGUAAACUAAUUCUUCUGAAUCACGUCAUCAAUCCUUUCAUUUAUGGAUUUUUUGACACAAAGUUCAAGGAGCAGCUCCGCAAAUUGUGUCAAAGAAAAAAGUAUAAAUUGCAAUCCUAAUAGAAAAUUCCACCAAAAUAGUCCUUUUUAAGUUGUACAACAGUUAUUUCUUAUCUAUUUCAUGAAAUCAUUGAAAAAAGUACCAGAUAUUUGAUAUAUUUUUUUAAUUCCAUGCUCAUGUAUUUUCUAUCUGUUUAACCGUAAGUGUUUUGUUAUUCUUAAACUUUUGAAAAUCAAUUUUUAAUUAAUUUUCUUUCUGCAAUUUCUUUAAAAAAACAUUUAGUUGCUUUUUCUUUCUUUAUUGAUAAUAGUCGUUAUAACUGUUAGAUUUAUGGAUGUUUCCUUUAAUGUACGUUCAAAUAUAUUUUUUAACUAAAACCAAGAAUAUUUACACACAUUAUAAAAAAUGUUUACAUAUAUGAUUCUGAUUUGACGAUGCAGUUAAAAUGUUGUGGCAUCGCUUAUGUUAUAAAAAUAUGUGCGAUCAUUUAACACUCAGUAUUCCAUGUUAUUUAUAUUCUACCUUAUUUUGAUUUCUAAGAGACUGAUAGGUGAAAGACCAUUUCUUUGAUGCUGGCUGUUAAUAGUUAUAUAAGCAUUCAGAUUGCACGGACUUGAGUUGGCAGAGUUGAUAUGUACGUAAACUUAUUUUGCUAAAUUGUAUGUCCUAUUGCU
Molecule: messenger RNA, 1853 nt
Organism: Magallana angulata
Lineage: Eukaryota; Metazoa; Mollusca; Bivalvia; Ostreida; Ostreidae
Product: neuropeptide Y receptor type 6-like
Exons: 1
Coding region: 15-1238 (407 amino acids)
Biological process (GO): neuropeptide signaling pathway
Cellular component (GO): membrane
Molecular function (GO): G protein-coupled peptide receptor activity
Source: RefSeq, a predicted model, not a curated record